Gongylonema pulchrum is the source of this 210-nucleotide messenger RNA. The record is from the annotation of a GenBank genome assembly. Lineage: Eukaryota; Metazoa; Nematoda; Chromadorea; Rhabditida; Gongylonematidae.
AUGUUGCAAGUUGCAAUUGGACGAAUUUUCCUCAGGAUUUUCGUCCCGUCAUUACUUGUUACUCCAGUAAUUUUAUUUAAUGUUAAUAAAUAUUUGCUUCUUGUCGCUGCACAUUUCACAAGGUUGAAAUCGUUGUGCAAUUUGUUGUGCUCUUCAUGGACUGUUGCUCUUUGCUCCUCAAACCGGAAAUGUUUCGGUACUGUCAGGUAA